Chlamydomonas reinhardtii is the source of this 1323-nucleotide messenger RNA. RefSeq lists its product as uncharacterized. The transcript is spliced from 12 exons. The record is from RefSeq and is a predicted model, not a curated record. The coding region runs from base 91 to 927 and encodes 278 amino acids. Lineage: Eukaryota; Viridiplantae; Chlorophyta; Chlorophyceae; Chlamydomonadales; Chlamydomonadaceae.
UUAUCUCUGCAUACAUUCCAGAUCAUACGAUUAAACUGCAUAGGUCGCUCCGUCCACUCUCGGCGCACCGUUUGACUAGUUUUGACUGCAAUGGCUCUCGAAGCUGGAGAGCUGGCUGUGACUGUGGAGUUCGCCAAGGACCUUAAGGAUAAGGACUGGUUUGGCAAGCAAGAUCCAUAUGCGGUUCUAAAGGUCGGCUCGCAGCAGUUCCGCACCAGGACCGCAGUUGAUGGCGGCAAGAACCCGGUGUGGAAUGAGACUUUCCGCUUCAAUGUCAUCAACGAGAACGACGUUGAGUUAAUUAUCAAGGACAGCGAUGUCAGCGCUGACGACAUCAUUGGAACUGCGCGCGUGUCACUGGCCAAGGUGCGUGAGCACGGCCGCGACACGCAGCAGUGCGCGGUGCACAGCAAGUCGGGCAAGCAGCACGGCUUUGUGCAGGUGAACCUCACCUUCACUAGGAACAGCUCCCUGAAGGCCGGCGGCCAUGGCGGCCAGCCCCAGCCGGGCGCUUACCCGGGCUACCCGCAGCAGGCUUACGGCGCCUAUGCGCAGCCCCAGGGCAUUCCGGGCUACGGCGUGCCAUACGGUGCACCACCUCCCGGUGCCUACGGUGCGCCGCCGCCGGGCGCCUACCCCGGCUACCCGCCGCAGCCCGGAUAUGGUGCGCCCGCACCUGGCUACCCGCCGCAGCCGGGGUACCCCGCACCUGCCCCCGGCUACCCGCCGCAGCAGGGGUACCCCGGCGCGCCGCCUCCUGGUCAGUACCCACCGACCGGUGCUCCCGGUGCCGCACCCCCGGCCUAUGGCGCGCCGCCACCGGGCCAGUACCCGCCGCCGCAGGGUGCCUACCCGCCGCCCGGUGGCGCCGGCUAUCCCGCCUACCCGCCGCAGCAGGGCUACCCGGGUGCCCCUACGUACCGCUAAGCAGACGGCCGGUAGCGACCGAUAGCUUGCUAGCUUUCUGGCGGGUUGGAAGCGAGCGUGGCUUUUGCGAUACGGUUCCUGUGGGUGCCCAUUAGGGUUCCUGUGGUACGGAUUAAUGGUGAACAGGCGCUUCACUUUGCGCUAAGCCAAUCGAGUCGUCGAGCAGGUUCGAUUUUGUCGCGUGAGCCGCCUCACCCCGGUUAGCGCACGUGUUUGAGUGUUUUGCCACAGUAGGGUGCUAAGACGCCACCACUGAUAUCGUAGCAACCGUAGUAGGGUGAGGAUGAGUCUAAUCCUAUGGCACAGCCACAGAGUCCUUGAUGUUAUCCGACAACUGUGAGAUGCGACACGACGUGUGCGACGGUCGGUUGUAGUUGCCUGUAAAUACUGUUUGCC